GAGAAAAUCAUCGCGUUUCCAUGCGAAACAUUGUGCUGAGUCUGUUGGUGCCCCUGGUGGCUGGAUCGUGUUUGCCCGAUGCCAUCCCACCUGAAAACCGAAAGAACUUGGUCAACCCCAAUGGCGAAACCUAUCCCGUUGGCCUCUUCGUCUCCUCGUAUGCAGCUUCAUAUGCGGCUCAAUACUUGGGAUCCAUUCUCAUUCAGGAAAUGCUCGGAUACAACACUACGCUUAACCUUGAUAAUCUGAGAAGCGGUGCAUUGUCGGGAUAUUACGGGUUAACGGGAUGCAGCACUCCCACCAACACUGACGACCGUGGAUGCAUAGAAGGCGUCACUACCUACUCUCACAUCACAUUUGAGAGUUGGUCUGGAUAUCAUCAUGAUUGGAAGUUCAUUCAAGACACCUACUCAUCCAUGGCGCCCAUCAACAGAGGCAACAUGGGAUACAUGGGCUUUAUUACCGCCUUCAUUCCCAAACUUGUUCAAGAGCAAGCGUACUCUGCACAGGGCGUAGCGCUUGAGUACUACCGAAAUUGGAACGUGUCUUGGAACCAGCCUUGGAACUUCUUCGGCGGCAUAUCAUCAGUUGAGAAGCGAAAUUUGAUGCCUUGCAACGCUUCCAUGAUGCAGGAUGACCCUGCCAUGAGGCGUCACGUACAGUUCACUGGGGACACAGAUGGGGUUGUCAUCGCCAAUGAGAAGUAUUCGGGACGAUGCGAUGACAAUUAUUGGUGGUUGCCGCCAGCUUGCAGGUCGAACCCAUCCACUUGUGUUCCGUGGAUUACAGGAGGCACCGGUUGGUCAGUUGAAGAGUUCAUGCAGAAGUUCACCACCUGGAACAUGCCUGUUGCAGUUGGCGUUGCCACAACCUGGGGCGACUACACGACCUUGCCACUUGCAGGCAACAUGGCCUUCUAUUGGUGGUCCCCAGACCCCACUUUCCUGGAACUUUCACCAUUGCGUGUGGAAUUUCCGGACUUCAACAAACGCGAGCAUGACCAGGGCAUCCAAACAUCACAGCUCAACGCAAUUAGCAUCGACACCCUUGUCAGCCGUGAUCUUCCUGUGUUGGCUCCAAUGGUGGAUAGGUUUGCAGAUAAUUUGGAGAUCAGCCAGGCCCAAAUGGACGCACUUCUGUUGGAGCAGAAGAACACCGGAGAUUCCUGGGAGAAUGUGACCUGCAGAUGGGUCCUGGCGAAUCGUGCCACAUGGCAGAAGUGGAUCCCUGACCAAUCUGCGUGCUUUCCCGGCUUUGGUCUCUACGACACUGUGGUGAAAGACUUCGUGGAGAUGCGGGAGAACGCCACGAACCAGAUCACGUGCCAGGCUUGUCCACCUGGAACCUUCUCACAGAAACUCGAAGACAGCAUUGGCACGGGCGAGACCUACAUCUGCGUACCCUGUGGCCUUGGAACUUCGCAGCCCUCAGGAGCUGCACUGAGCUGCACACCCUGCAAAGUAGGCGGAUAUCAGGAUGAAAAUCGCAGCACGGAGUGCAAGCGUUGCCCCUUCCGCACCUACCAGGAUGAGGAAGGUCAAGUGGCGUGCAAAAGUUGCCCCGCCUCCACCAACACUUUGGGGUUGGGAUCCAUCGCACCAAGCGAUUGCGGCUGUUUGGAGGACCAAAUUGACAUGGACCGUUCAGGCAGCUUCGAGUGCGUCGCCUGCAUGGAGGGAAUGAAAUGCCCAGCUCUAUCCCAGUUGGUCGAUUUGGAGAACGGAACCAGCGCCAACGGAGAGUUAUUCACUCCGAUGAUCAUGGAGGGCUUCUACACCACGAAGGACUCUCCCACAGAGGCGUCAACCCUGGCCGAACAACCUGAGAGCUUUACCAUUCGGUCUUCCGGUGCCGCAGCACGCGAACUUGCCCUGGUGGAACCCCUGGUGCCACCUGGACUGGAAGUGUUUGUGAAGAUUGCGCAGGGUCUGGCAGUGUGCGGCGUUUUCGCAUUCUUGACCUUGGCCUACUACCUGACCUCAUCCAAGGUCACGGCAAAAGCUACUGUGCUUUUUGCAACAACGGCUUCCUUCGGCAUGUUGGUUAUGUCGAUGCAGAAUUUGGGGCUGGUUGGUACUAUGACUGUUGAGUGGCCAGAAGGACUCCAGGCGCUGUUCAGCUUUUGCCAGCUCUUUUUGCUGGACAUCGAUUCUUAUGGCUUCAGCUGCCUCGCGGGCUUCUUGGCCCAAGAGUUCCCAGAAUACCGUGAACGACUUUACGAAUUCCAGAUGUUCACCUAUCCAAUUUCAAUGCGCCUUGGUUUCGACCUCGGAAGCAUCCGCUUCUGCUCCUGGAGCUACGAUUCUGGAACCUUCGUUGACACACCCGCUUUGGUUUUGGGCACCUCCGCUUUGAUUCCUGGCACCAUGGGUGGCGGAACCACGUACACGGAAAUUUCCUUGGCGCAAAGCUGCCAGAGCAUCCGCUUCGGUCAGUCAGAACCAAUCCGCUACCUCCUGACUGCCCUGAUCUUCCCCGUGGGUAUUGCAUGGUUGGCUUUGGGAUACGGCGUGUCCCGAUUCUUCCCCGAGAAAUACCAUUGGGAAGGACCAAAGGUUUGCUCUACCAUGGGAGCUUUCCUUCAAGUUGGAUUCAGCACCAUGAGCGCUACCUCUUUGGCGCCAAUGAUGUGCUUCCAGCAUCCCAACGGUCUCCGAAGCAUUCUCAAGUAUCCCGGUGUCAUUUGUGGUUCCGCGGAUCACACUUCCAUGUUGGUCUUCGCUGGGAUUUUGUUGGUGGUAUUCGUGUUCGGCUUCGUGGCCUUGUGUGGAUUUGCUGUGUGGAAAGUGCCUUCAUGGAGUGCCAAGCGCCGCGAUCAUUUGGUUGCUUCAGUGCGCUUCCUGGUCUUCCGAUUCCGCUUGGCCCUUCGGCUCGCCCGGCUCUACCUUGGUCGUUAGAGUUCGCCUGAGGUUCAUUUCCUCUUCAAGUUGGACUGGCAGCACAUUGGGGUUCGUUUCCCCUUCAGUUCUGGAACAUGUGUUACUCACAAGGGAGGUGUUUUUCCCCAAGCACCGGCCACUGCGGGGAUCUCAGUGGAUUGUUCAUGGCUUCGGCCUUCUGCGCUUUGCAGCUUUGGUUAGUCCUAGCAGGGGGGGCUACUUUUUCCUGUACAAGACGAACUGAGAGUUUGGC
Molecule: messenger RNA, 3132 nt
Organism: Cladocopium goreaui
Lineage: Eukaryota; Dinophyceae; Suessiales; Symbiodiniaceae
Source: the annotation of a GenBank genome assembly